Molecule: messenger RNA, 4860 nt
Organism: Bubalus bubalis (water buffalo)
Lineage: Eukaryota; Metazoa; Chordata; Mammalia; Artiodactyla; Bovidae
Product: zinc finger protein 347
Exons: 2
Coding region: 2607-4247 (546 amino acids)
Biological process (GO): regulation of transcription by RNA polymerase II
Molecular function (GO): RNA polymerase II cis-regulatory region sequence-specific DNA binding; DNA-binding transcription factor activity
Source: RefSeq, a predicted model, not a curated record
AAAUUAUAAAUUUUGGAGUUUGUUAAUAAGUACAUACCUAAAAUUAAUGAUACAAAUCACAUUAUUAUUUUAAAAAUAUAUUUAUUUCCUGUACUCUGACUUCAUUGCCUCAGUGUCUUUUCCCUUGUUCUAGAGAGCAGUGACCACUCUGGCUGCGGUGGGCACACUUCCCAUUGUGGUGGCUUCUCUUGUCUUGCAGCCCAGGCUCUAGAGUGCGCUGGCUUCAGUAGUUUCACCUCCUGAGCUCUACAGCUCUGGCUCAGGAAUUGAGGUUCACGGGCUUAGUUGCCCCUCAGCAUGUGGGAUCUUAAUGGGCCAGGCAACAACCUGUGUUUCUUAUAUUGGUCAGUGGACUCUUUAUCACUGAGCCACCGGGGACGCCGUCAUAUUAUUUUUAAAUACAGGUAUUUUAUACAGAUUGGUGUUAAAGUAUUUUCUGUAUUAUUUUCUGCUUGUACUACUUUUUAUGUUUUUAAUAGUAUAAGAUAAUGUUGAAGACUCCCCUGGUGAUAAAGUGGAUAGCAAUGUGUCUGCCAAUGUAGGGGACACGGGUUCCAUCCCAAUUCCUGGAAGAUGCCGCAGAGCAACUAAGCCCAUGCCCAACAACUGCUGUGGCUGUGCUCUGGAGCCCAGAAUCCUUAACUACUGAAGCCCGCAUGCUUGAGCUUGUCUUCCGAAACAAGGGAGGCCACUGCAAUGAGAAGCCUGGGCCCUGCAGCCACAACUCCAUGCAGUGCAGUCACAGGUAGAGACAGCUGGGUCACAGCAACGAAGGCCCAGCGUAACCAAACCAGAUAAGCUGUAAAAAGGAAAUAGAACGUUAACAAACUUACUGAAUCAAACUUACAUUUGACUCACUUUUAAUGUGCUAAAGAUGCCAAAAUGUAGGAGAAGGGAAUGGCUGCCCACUCCAGUUUUCUUGCCUGGAGAAUCCCAUGGACAGAGGACCCUGGCAGGCUAUACUGUCCAUGGAGUCCCAUAGAGUCUGACAUGACUGAGCCAACUGAACAACAACCUCCUCACAUAGCAGAGUGAGUGCUGAAAAACAAACCUAAACCUCUAACUUUCCUCCUGCAGAUUCUUAAGUCAUGUCCAGUUGCUUCUGAAAUAACGUCCUCAAUUUAUACGCCUUGCAGAAAUCAGCCUCUACCUGGCAUUACCCCGUCUUCAUUCCCACGUUGCAGUCACACUGGCUGGUUUUCUGUUCAGUAAAUAUCUUCCCGUGUCAGAGCACUCAGGCUCUUCUCUCUGCUUACAAAACUCUUCCAGUUCCCACCUUGCCAAUCCUAAGUGUUUCUUCCUCACAGACACCUUGUCUGACUUUUCGAUGUAGGUCAAGACAUUCUGCUGAAUCUUCACUUAGCACCAGGCCUGUUUCAGAGCACAUAUAAAAAUAGUGAUGUUAAGAUUAUGGAUGUAAUUGGCUGGCUGGCUGCUGGAUGGUAAGCUCCGUCGUGUUCACUGCGGUACUCCCAGUUAGGGACACAGAGUUGAUACUCCCUAAGUUUUGAUUGAACGAAAGAAAAAAAUAAAGACAAUUCUUCUUGUUUCAAUCAAUUGUGUGUUUCCAUGUGCAUGCAUGAGUGCAUGGAUAUGUAACUCCAUGAUUUUAUUACAAAACCAUCUCAUAAAUAUGGUUUAUGCUUAGAGCAGUUGCAGUUGUAUCUUAAGUGUGUAUUCCAUGGCCUUUAAUAUUUUCUACCUCACCAUAUGAAUAAUGUAAAUAGUAGUCAGAUUAUUGACAUUGUGUGGGUUGUGGGGUAGAGGGGGUGAUCCUGUACAGUGACUAUUCAUGCUGUUCCAUUGCCCUUCAGCUCCCUUGAACUUGUUUCAGGUAUUCUCAGGGAACUCUCUGGGGAUUGUCUUUUAUACUGUUACUUAACUCUUUGAUUCCUUAGGUUCAGUUGUCUCUCCCAACCACCUGAGCUCAGGUGCUGUUGCCUCAUUUCUUAACUGUUUGAUCAGAGCUACUUAUUAGAGUGACAGAGUUUUCUCCCCAGUAAGAUGGACACAGAUCUUUCUCUACUGUUGCUGUUAUGUUGAUGACCAGUUCAUGUGGGUAAAGUCUUUAGACUAAUGCUUAGUGUGUAUGAAGUGUUGAGACACCUCUCGUGAGUGUGAUGAUGACAUCCUCAUCACACUGUGUUCUUUUAAAGCCACUGUGGACUUUGUCCUCUCUGAAGACAGCAGUCUUGCUGUAUCAUCUAGAUAGUGAAUGUCACUCAGUGUGUUGAACGUAACACUUCUGCAUCAACGACCCACUGUUGAUUGUAAUCUGUAUAUUUUUCAUGUCUUGUCCACACCCAUGAUGAAUUCAUGUUGAUUGGAAGAUAUCAUCAUCUUAGAAAAAACAGGAAACUAAAUUAGAGAGCAACAAUUUGCUCCAUAUAGAUUUGCAUGGAUCUAUCAGAAUAUUACUUCAGCUGAAUUGACCACACUUGUCUCAUCUCUUCUCCUUUUCUGUGAAAAUAAUAACCCUCCUCAGGGCCCGUUGGUGACAUGUGUUUUCAUUUCAGGCACAGUUGACCUCCAAGGAUGUGUUCAUAGAUUUCACUCCCGAGGAGUGGGACUGUCUGGACCCUGUCCAGAGGACCUUCUACAAGGACAUGAUGGUGGAGACCCUCAGGAACCUGCUGUCUGUGGAUGUGUCUCAAAUAUGUAUGAUCAAGAAAUUACAGGCAAAAGGAAACAGUGGUAAAGAAGAAAGUUUUCAAAGAGUGAUGUUUGGAAGAGCUGAAAGCCAUGAAAUCAAAGAUUUUUUCCUCAGGAAGGUACAAGAAAAUGUGCAUGAUUUUGAGUGUCUGUGGACAGUUGAUGAAAGAAAUGACAGAGGAAGGUCUAUAUCCCAUAACAACAGUCUCACCAAUAGAAGAGAUCAUGAUAGUAGAAAUGAUGCAGGAAAUACGCCUGUUGAAAGGCAUGGAUCAAACUUUCAGGAUCAGUUGCAGAUACUUGAAUCUGAAGGGACAGUUUCUAAAUGUAGUCAGGUUGUGGUGAAUAGCAACAGUAGCACCUCAGGUUUACCACCUCAGAGAACUUGUAGUGUCCGUAAAGGCAAUUCUCAUAAACAUGAGAGUGGUGUUAUACAUCCCUCAGAACUGGCACCAGACCAGGAGGCACACAAGAAAAACACUUACAGUUGUAAUGAGUGUAACAUAACUUUUCUUCAGGACUCAGAACUCACUAGACAUCAAAGAAUCCAUACAGGAAGAAAAGCAUAUAAAUGUAACAUAUGUUGUCAGGCUUUUAAUGAUAAAUCGACCCUUAUAGUUCAUCAGAGAAAUCAUACUGGAGAGAAACCAUAUAAAUGUGAUGUAUGUGGCCACUGCUUUAAACAGCAUACCCAACUUCAAUAUCAUCGGCGAGUUCAUACUGGAGAGAAACCAUAUAAAUGUAAUGUUUGUGGAAAGGCCUUUAGUCGAAAAGCAAUGCGUACAAUUCAUCAGACCCUUCAUACUGGAGAGAAACCAUAUACAUGUGAAGUAUGUGGCCAUGGCUAUACUCGAAGCACAUAUCUUGCAAUUCAUCAGAGGGUUCAUACUGGAGACAAACCAUAUAAAUGUGAUGUGUGUGGAAAGGCCUUUACUGUAAGUGGAAACCUUAUAUCUCGUCGGAAAGUUCAUACCAGAGAGAAACCAUAUAAGUGUGACGUAUGUGGCAAGGCCAUUAGUGUAAAUGGAAGACUUAAAUCUCAUUGGAAUAUUCAUACUGGAGAGAAACCAUAUAAAUGUAAUGUAUGUGGUAAGGCCUUUUGUGUAAAUGGAAGCCUUACGUCUCAUCGGAAAGUUCAUACCGUAGGGAAACCAUAUGAAUGUGAUGUAUGUGGUAAGGCCUUUAGUGUAAAUGGAAAAUUUAAAUCUCAUCAAAAUAUUCAUACUGGAGAGAAACCAUACAAAUGUGAUGUAUGUGGUAAGGCCUUUCGUGUAAAUGGAGGCCUUACAUCUCAUCAGAAAAUUCAUACCGGAGAGAAACCAUAUAAAUGUGAUGUAUGUGGUAAGGCUUUUAGUGUAAAUGGAAGACUUAAAUCUCAUCGGAAUAUUCAUACAGGAGAGAAACCAUAUAAAUGUGAUGUAUGUGGUAAGGCCUUUCGUGUAAAUGGAGGCCUUACAUCUCAUCGGAAAAUACAUACUGGAGAGAAACCAUAUAAAUGUGAUGUAUGUGGCAAGGCCUUUAGUUUCAAUGCAAGCCUUGCAGUUCAUCAGAGAAUUCAUACUGGAGAGAAACCAUAUAAGUGUUUUUUGUGUUGAAAGGCCUUUAGACAAGCUGCAUCCUUUGCGGUUCAUCAAAGAAUUCAUUCUGGAGAGAAACUGAGAGGGUAACAUGCAGGAAGGACAGGGGUCUCCAAACAGAGGAAAUAGGCUGCAAGUGUCUCUUAAAAAUCUGUGUUGCUCUAAUGACACCUGGUUCCACCUGAACUUAACUUUUCUCUAACCUCGAGCUAAACCUUGAGCAUUUUUCUUAUGGAAAUGUUUUUCUUAAGCUAUGUUAAUGAAACUAUGUAAUUGCUUUGGAAUUGGCCUUUCUUCAGAAUGAUUCUUCCUAAGACUAUCAUCAGAUUUGACUAUCAUCAAACCAUGGGCUGAUGAUAGCUCAACAAAACAGUAUUCAUAUCGGUUGUUUUAUGGCUGGGGGAUGACACGUCUCUUGCCAUCCUAUCUCAAAAAUGCAUAUUGUGGGAGAGGGGCCUGCUGAAACUCCCUCAGCCUCGAGGUGUCUCUCUUAUCUGAUGAAUAACUUUCUAACCGACAUAAAACAGCUUGCUAAAACUAGCAGGGGGGCGCUCUCCAUCCCCCUUCUGAUGUCUAUGUCAGAAGCUUUCUCUGUCCCUUUUUCACUUUAAUAAAACUCUGCUUCACAAAA